UCCGCCAGCAUCACCGAGGAAGAACUGUUCCGAGCCGGACCGGACCCGCAGGUGCGGCUGAGUAGAUCUCGGUGAAGCGGUCGGACAAGUCGGAGCGGACCUUUUUUUUUUUUUUUUUUUUUUGGUCCACCACCCUCUCUCGUUUAAACCCAAAACAAUCCCGGCCGCAUUCGGACUAUGUCCGCUAGAUCCGCUGCGUCCUGCCCGCGGACCAUGGAGCCUCCGGCCGCGUGACGCACACACACCGAGUCGGUGACGGCGGAGAAAAGUGGAAUAUUCUUGUGGAUUUGUUCUGUGGACUUUUCAUCUUUCUCUGGAUUCUUCUUUCUUUUUUUUUUCUUCCAACCUUCCAAGUCCGGAGCUUCUUCUUGGACGCCCGAGGACGCGCGGAGCCUGUAGCCGGGCUGGAGCGCUCCGAGCCGGGCGACUGCGCGCCUGACAGCCGCUGCAGAACGCCGCGGGCGCGUCCCGUCAUGGCGGCGCCCAUCCCGCUCUACCUGGCGGCGGUCCUGCUGGUGUCGUGCGGCGCCGCGCCCUCCGACGUCCCGUAUCGCAUCCCCGAGGAGCAGCCGCCCAACACGCUGGUGGGCAGCUUGGCGGCGGACCGGGGCCUCCCCGACACGGGUCACCUGUAUAAGCUGGAGGUGGGCGCGCCCUACCUGAGGGUGGACGGCAAGACGGGCGACAUCUACACCACCGAGACCCCUAUGGACCGCGAGACGCUGAGGGACUGUCGGAACCUCUUUGAGGGCGACAAGUGCUACCUGGAGUUCGAGGUGUCCAUCACAGACAUGGUGAAGGGAAUGGGCUCAGGGCCCCGCCUCAUCGAGGGCCGCAUCGAGGUCCUGGACAUCAACGACAACACGCCGCAGUUCUCCUCGCCCAUCCUCACCUUGUCCAUCCCCGAGAACACGCACGUCGGCGCCCUCUUCGCCAUCCCCAUGGCGACCGACAGAGACUCGGGCGUCAACGGCGUGGCCGAGUACUCGCUGAGCACGGGGCCCGACGCCGACCGCCUCUUCAGCCUGCAGGUGGCCGUGGACACGGACGAGAAGCUGCCGCAGCUGGUGGUCAUGGGCAACCUGGACCGCGAGAAGAAGGACUCGUACGACCUCAACAUCCGCGUGGUCGACGGCGGGAGGCCGGCCAGGGCGAGCAGCGCCUUGCUGAGGGUGGUGGUCACCGACCAGAACGACAACGUGCCCAAGUUUGAGAGGAGCCACUAUGAGGCCGAACUGCCGGAGAACAGUCCUCAGGGACACUCCGUGCUGCAGGUCCGGGCUAACGACGCAGACACUGGCACCAACGGAGAGAUCGACUACAGCCUUCAUCAGAUGUCGGAGGCUGUCCAGAGGCUUCUACGCAUCGACCGAUCCACAGGAGUCAUCUACGUCAAAAACCAGGUGGACCGUGAGGAAGAGAACUUCCUCAAGUUCUACGUUGUAGCCAAAGAUCGCGGGCCCAACUCCAAGAGCUCCAAAGUUCUGGUGACCCUCACCGUCAGGGACCAGAACGACAACGCUCCCACCAUAGAGAUCCGCGGGAUCGGCCUGGUGACGCACCAGGAUGGCGUAGCCAACAUCUCUGAGGACAUGCCAGUGGGCACGCCGGUGGCACUUGUCCAGGUGUCCGACCGUGACGAGGGGGAGAACGCGGUGGUGACUUGUGUGGUUGCGGGUGACGUACCCUUUCAGCUGCAACCUUUAUUAAGCGAGUCGACAAAUGACAAAAGGAGGAAGUACUUCCUGCAAACGACCACCCUGCUGGAUUAUGAGCGAGUCAAAGAUUACAGGAUUGAAAUAGUCGCAGUCGAUUCUGGCAACCCUGCUUUGUCCAGUGCCAACUCCCUCAAAGUCCAGGUAACAGAUAUGAAUGACAACACGCCCAGCUUUUCUCCAGUCAUGAUGGAAGUGGAUUUCGCAGAAGGCAACCAGCCUGGUGACAAGGUUCUGCAUGUAGAGGCGACAGACGCAGACAGCGGCUCCAACGCCGAGCUGGUCUACAGCAUCAUUGAACGCUCCGCCUCCGGGCUCUUUAAUAUCGACGCCAACACCGGAGAAGUUCAAGUGAACAACCUGCUGGACCGGGAAGAGACGGAACGUUACGAAUUUCGGGUGGCUGCGGCGGACAAGGGCUCUCCGAGCAGAACGGGCACAGCGACAGUAGUGAUCAAUGUCCUGGACCGCAAUGACAAUGACCCCAAAUUUAUGCUCAACGGUUACAGUUUCUCCGUCAUUGAAAACAUGCCUCCUCUCAAUCCUGUUGGUGUGGUCACCGUUUCUGACGUGGACAAGGGUGACAACGCACGAGUGAAGCUUUUUGUGGAGCCGGACAAUGGCAAGUUUGUGAUCCAGAAUGGCACCGGAAACAUCUUGUCAAGCAUCUCCUUUGACCGUGAGAAGGAAAGCACCUACACUUUCCGUCUGAAAGCAGUGGAUUCUGGCGAGCCCCCACGAUCCUCCUAUGUGGGUGUGACCAUUAAUGUCCUGGACGAGAACGACAACGCACCCUAUGUCACCAAACCCGCAAACUCCUCCUACACAUACCUGACCCCUGACACCGCCCCAAAUACCCGUGUAGAGGUGGUAGAGGCCGAAGACAUUGACUCUGGGCCCAAUGCUGAGCUGGUCUACACAAUCACUGGGGGGAACCCGUAUGGACUAUUUCAUAUUUCCCCCACCACGGGCGAGAUCACCCUGGCGCAAGCGUUCACCGGGGAGCACAAUGGACUGCACCGGUUGGUGGUACAAGUCAAGGACAACGGCAAACCACCCCGCCACACGACCGCACUGGUCCACGUUUUUGUCAAUGACACCAAGGCCAACGUGUCACUCAUUGAGGUGCUGGUGGGACAUAGCCUGUACACCCCCCUGGACAGAGACAUUGCUGGAGAUCCCAACUACGCCCUCGCCCAGCGCAGCAACAUCCUGUACGGAAGCCUGGCGGGAAUAGCCGGAGUCAUCCUGGUCAUCGUGGCUGUGGUGGUCAUCCGACACCGGCUCCAAAAGGACACAAAGAGUGGCUACCAGGCGGGAAAGAAGGAGAGUAAAGACCUGUACGCCCCUAAGCAGGGACCCAAGAACUCCAAAGGUAAAAAGAGCAAGAAGAACAAAGCUCCCAAACCUGCUAAACCGCUGGAGGAGGACGAGGAGGCCACCCUUCAGAAAGGCCUCAAAUUCAACCUCAUCAACGACACGGUCAGUGACAGUCCCAGGAUACACUUGCCCCUCAACUACCCCCCAGGAAGCCCCGACCUGGGCCGCCAUUACCGCUCUAACUCCCCGUUGCCCUCCAUCCAACUGCAGCCACAGUCCCCCUCCGCCUCCAAAAAGCACCAGGCGGUGCAGGACCUCCCCGCCACCAACACCUUCGUGGGAACGGGGGACAACAACUCCACGGGCUCGGACCAAUAUUCGGAUUACAGCUACAAGGCCAACCCUCCCAAAUACAGCAACAAACAGAUGCCACAGCGCCGCGUGACCUUCUCCACAGCCAAUCAGGCGCAGGAUCAGCAGCAGGAGGCGGGGCAACAACACAGCUACUACGACUCUGGGCUGGACGAGUCGGAGACGCCCAGCUCCAAGUCGUCGUGUGGCCCUCGUGUGGGACCGCUGGCGCUGCCGGAGGAUCACUACGAGAGGACCACGCCCGACGGCAGCAUCGGAGAGACGGAGCACCCGGAGAACGACCUGAGGCCCCUCCCCGACGUGGCCAUGACGGGCAACUGCACGCGCGAGUGCACCGAGUUCGGCCACUCCGACUCCUGCUGGAUGCCCGGCCAGCCCUCCCCCGAGCGCAAGAGCGCCGCCUUCGUGCCUUACCAGGAGACGGCCGGGCCGGAGCAGCAGCAGCCGGCGGCGGCCAACGCCGGCCCUAAGCCCCUCCCCGCCGAGGAGCGCGGGCCGGGCGGCGGCGGGGCCCGGGUGGCCAACAUGCGCUUCAUGACCCCCUACAGCAGUGCCUAUCCCGCCGGCGCCGACACGUCCGGCAAAGACUGCGGGCUGGAGGAGAUCCCGCUGAGCCAGGCGGCGGAGUACCGCUCAGCCGCCGUUCCAGCCGGCCACGCCUCCAAGAGGGAGAUCUACCUGUGAGGCCCCCUUUCCCCCGCCUCCCCUCACCUCGCUGCCCUGUGCCUGGCUGUGUCGCCACAGCAACUCCCCCCCCUUACACCUUUGCUUUAGACCCCGCCCACCCCCCGGCCCAGCCGCCAAUCACCUGGAAGGAAUGUAAACAUGGUUGUGAUCUUUUACUAGCUACUUGUUGUGAAGCCUCCUCACUCUCUGACACUUUUCUCCCUGCCGGACCUCUUUUUAAUAACCAAGACCUUUUUAGGACCCCGUGUACAGCCAUGUAAAUACGGCGGCGUGGGCGUGGCCGUGGGCGUGG
Nerophis lumbriciformis (worm pipefish) is the source of this 4386-nucleotide messenger RNA. The record is from RefSeq and is a predicted model, not a curated record. Lineage: Eukaryota; Metazoa; Chordata; Actinopteri; Syngnathiformes; Syngnathidae.